Messenger RNA from Camellia sinensis, 780 nucleotides. The record is from RefSeq and is a predicted model, not a curated record. Lineage: Eukaryota; Viridiplantae; Streptophyta; Magnoliopsida; Ericales; Theaceae.
GUUAGUAAUAAGUUUGCUAUUUUCAUUGGAUUGUCAAAUCUCAUAUUUACAAAUAAAGUAGCACAUGGCAUAUUUGGAUAUUUUUUACAAAAUAAAUGUGAUUUUAAAUCAUAUUUCCAAUUUGAUCAUACUUCUCAUUCAAUCUCAAAUAAGUUAUAUUUAUUUAUACAUUGCUUUAAAAUCUGUCACCACUGUCAACAUACUCUUGAGACUGCAAUGCCGAACUUUCCCGAGGAGAUCAUCGUUGAGGUACUCUUGAGGCUCCCUGUCAAAUCUCUCUGCCAAUUCAGGUGUGUUUCGAAACGAUGGCUCUCUCUUAUCUCCGACCAUCAUUUCAUCAAAACCCACCUCAAUCGCAGCACCAACGAACCCGAACAACUCAUUCUCAUUUCGAAUUUUUCUGAUUUCUAUUCUGUGGAUCUGAAAUCAUUCCAAUUCCGUGAUGAUUUUGUGGCAGUCCACCUGAAAUUCCCACCUGAGCAAAACCCUAAUCGUGGCGUUGAUAUUUGGGGUUCAUGUGAUGGCUUGUUGUUGAUGCUUGAUAUUUGUUUCUCUUGCAUUUUGGUGAACCCAUCUACUAGAGAAUCUAGAAAAUUGCCCAAAUCAUCUUUUUCUGAGUCUAAAUUUCAUUUGAAUAGUUAUGGGCUUGGUCAUGACUCAUCUAAUGAUGACUACAAAGUUGUGAGAAUUUCUAAUCAUGACCAAGAUGCUAAUUGUGCUGAUAACAUGUUCAUGGACCUUCACGAGGGAUUCUUGUUAGAGGGGCUCUCCACUGGUUAG